Molecule: messenger RNA, 2411 nt
Organism: Pelobates cultripes (western spadefoot toad)
Lineage: Eukaryota; Metazoa; Chordata; Amphibia; Anura; Pelobatidae
Source: the annotation of a GenBank genome assembly
AUGAAGUGGUCCUCUUUGUGGAGGCUGUCCCUUCGAGUUAAUGACAGUGUAGCAUUGCCAGGUAAUGUGAGUGUCAGAUACAACUCUGCUUGUGAUUGUUUAGUUCACCCUAACCAUGUUUAAAGAAGGAAUAAAAUCCUUCCAUCCUGGACAGAUCUGUGAAAGAGGAAAAAAAGCGUUUACAUUACUACAAGAGCUGCUUUAAUUCUAACAUGAUUUAAUCUGGUCAAUUGAACUGAACUUCCAGCUGCAACACUACUGCACAGUUCUGCAAACCGUGGGGAUACAGUACCAACAGACUAACAGAGGCUGUAUCACACCUGGUCAUGGAAUUUACUUAAUGCAACACCUGGAUGGGGCUGCCUAAGUAAGUACAGUGUUCUCUUAUUUUCCUUUAACCUGAAAUGAUGUGUCUGUGACAUAUUUUGUUAAGACAUGAUUAGCUAAGAGAUUAGUGUUUUACAGAUGUUUAAACACAUCAGGCACACUUAAUCAAUAAGGCAAGUCAAUAGCCCUGUGUCUGACAGAUAUGAAAUGAUUCAGUCAGUCUGGAAGGCGAUUAGAACACAACUGCAUUGUAAUUGCUGAUAAAUUGAAUAGGACUUGAAUAGGAGAGAGAUGUGCAACAAGGUUUUAAUACUAGAAACGUUUAUGUUUUAAGUACUUGAGUGAGUGACUUUCUUCCUAUGCUAAAGCUGUCCCUCGUGGGGUUUAUUUUUCUCUCUCUCCACAGUCACACAAAUGAAAAAUGUGAUUUAAAAAAAAAAAAAAGAAAAUGGUUCUUUUGGAUGUGUCUGACCUUUUUGAAACUCCAAAUUAAUAUCAUGAUUUCAGCUCGGAGUCUGGAUGCUACAAUGGACUGAGUGUUACUAUUUUAUUUGCUGAUGCCUGACUUUAAAAGAAUCAGGAAGAAAAUAUGCUGUAAUCAACCAUGAAGGGAUGCAAUGUGUCUGGUUUUGUGUGGAUCUUACAAAAUCCAGAGAGAGAAUGGUGAGCUACUGGGAACUCCAUGAAUAAACCACAGACCCUUUCUAAGCCCAAGGCAUCUCUCCACACUGGAUCCUUAAAACACCAAUGUUGGAAAAAAGUUACCCCUUUUUAAUCUUUCAGAUCAUUUCUCUACAGAACUCAGGUUUAAAUAUGGAUACUUUUAGCAAAGAGAAGUUUGUCAACAUAUCUAAAAGCUCCUUGAUUCAACUUAAUCAUGACAGGAGGUUUUACAAAAGUGACAUUGGGACAGGAGGAUGCAACACAUCAGAAAUAUUUAACUGGACCAUGGCUACUGGAAAUGUAACACCUGUCACCUCAGGGGGAAGUACAUUUUCUUUAGAAAAGAACUGGCCUGCCCUUUUAACAGUGACAGUGAUUGUAGUCACUAUUGCUGGCAAUAUACUGGUCAUUUUGGCUGUCUCUCUGGAGAAAAAACUACAAAAUGCCACCAAUUAUUUUUUGAUGUCACUUGCUGUAGCUGACAUGCUCCUGGGUUUCUUUGUCAUGCCCAUUUCAAUGUUGAACAUACUAUAUGGUAAGUGUCUCCCGAUAGAGUUUACAGCAAUGUAAAACACAUGUUUAUGCUUUUUGUUUGCCAGCUAAAUUAUUUCUUGUAAAUGCUAUAAACUCCAGUCAGUAGGACAAUGCAAAGUAUUGCUAGUUAAUAAGGAUUUAAAAUGUAUAAUACUUACAUACACUAAGCAUCAUUAUAUAUGUGUGUAUAAGCAUAUUUUUAAACCACAGGGUUAUUAAUUCUAAAAUAAAACUAAAAAUGAAUCUUAACAUUCAAAUAGCAAUUUCUUGCAUUUAAAUGAUAUAGUUAAAUGUUAACUUAAAAUAUUACAUAUGUUCCCUUAUCCUGGUUAAUAUUGAUGAAUAUAACAAUAAAUCACUUAAAUGCAUUCAAUUGCUAUUGACGACAUUAUUGUCACAACUCCACACACACAAAAUAAAUACACUCAUAUAUACUAGUAUAAUAAGCACACAAUUGUGCUCAUGAGACAAAACUGGCUAAUACAAUCCUUUGCAGCUCUCUGGCUCCCCUUACUGGUCACUGGAGAUAUGCAGGACUCUUGUUGAUAAAUAGUCAGCAUUACACAGAGACAAGUGUAUAGGAAGAUCAUUUAUUCUGGAGAAAAUUACCAAUACCAAGUGCCUGUAACAUUACUGAUACAGCACUAGCAAGCAGAGCCCGAGCCGCUAACAAAGUGAAAGAAAAGUAAAAAUAUUGAGCAAUAUUAUAGCAGUGCUCUAAUAUUGGUGCUUUCCUGACAGUGGAGUGUCAUUUCAGCUCUAGAAAAAUGAUGCACAUCAUUAUAAUGCUGCACAUUAGCCUCCUGUCCUUGGGGAGUGGGGACAUAGAGGUGUAUGCCCCUAAUAUAACUGUAUCUGUGGAUAACCCUAAAGUGGACUGUGUGUAG